AUGAUCGAAAAGGAAUAUGGGAAACACACUGAGCAUAAUCAUAAUUUUUACUGCAAGACCGUUCUGCGCAAAAAUUACUUUACAGAAACCAAUUGUGUGAACUGUCUAUUACCCAUUAAUGGUGAUAGGGAUUUGGUGAUUGGCACGGACAACGGAAUUUACUUGGUCAAUCAAUGGCCUAUCGACGAAAACAUCGGACCGCAGCUAAUUAUCGACACUGUCGGCGUUACUCAGAUUGACAUUCUGGAAGAGCAUCGCCUAUUUAUGAUCCUGUCGAAUGGAACACUAAGUUCAUAUCCAAUUGAAGUCCUGAAUGCUAGCGGAGACCAGGAUUUAGUAUCUUGCGAACCACAGAAGGUCCAAGACUAUGUGGACUUCUUCAAGAUCGGGAUUAGCGUGGGACGACAUCUUGUGUGCUCUGUCAAUACUUCGGAAUCAUCAACUGAAAUCAGAGUUUUUCAGCCUACGGAUAUCUUCAAUCGAAAUGGUAUGAGGUUAGCCCUGGACAGUAUGGGAGAUGGAAACACACUCAACCUGUUCAAGGUAUUUCACAUUCCUGUCGAAUGCUGGUCUGUACACUUCCUGCGGUCAACUUUAGGCAUUGGCUGCACAAAGGGGUUCAAAAUCAUCAAUCUGCAUACUGCAGAUAUUUACCCACUUCUUGACCCGGCAGAUAAAUCGCUAGAUUUUGUUUCACAGAAUGAAAACCUCAAACCCUUUCACAUUGAAAAAAUGGACAACGGCAGAUUCCUUCUCUGCUACAAUGGGUUCUCAAUGUUUGUGAACCGGAAUGGAUGGCUAGCACACCCUGACUGGAAAAUUUCUUGGAAGGGCACACCGAAAUCUUUUUCGGUGUCAUAUCCAUAUAUAUUAGCCUUUGGGUUGGACUUGGUAGAAUUUUGGCACAUCAAAACAGGCAAACUGCUUGAUACUAUUGUUGGACACAAUAUUCGGAUGUUACAUUCGCGUCCAGGACAGACAUUUUACGCCUUUGAAGACGACGGUGGUGAGGAUGCAGUAGCAAGUUUAACAUUUAGCGCGGCCUCAGGACCCUCCUGA
Messenger RNA from Aspergillus chevalieri, 1059 nucleotides. RefSeq names its product RHO1 GDP-GTP exchange protein 2. NCBI's taxonomy places the organism in Eukaryota, Fungi, Ascomycota, Eurotiomycetes, Eurotiales, Aspergillaceae. The record is from RefSeq and is a predicted model, not a curated record. The transcript has 4 exons. Bases 1 to 1059 code for a protein of 352 amino acids.